Molecule: messenger RNA, 1452 nt
Organism: Petromyzon marinus (sea lamprey)
Lineage: Eukaryota; Metazoa; Chordata; Hyperoartia; Petromyzontiformes; Petromyzontidae
Source: RefSeq, a predicted model, not a curated record
GUCUGUGUGUGUGUAUUCGCGUGUGUGUGUGCGUGUCUGUGUGUGUAUUCGCGUGUCUGCGUGUCUGUGUAUUUGCCUCUGCCCUGCACUUUCACCGCCACGGAGGUGAAUCAGACGCUGCUGCCGCCGCCGCUGCGUCCACAGCCGCCGCGCUCCAACAGCCGAGGUGCGUCUUACUCUCCGCAGCGUCUCAGUCGGCAGCACGCUGGGCUUCUGGGGUGAUGGGAGCGGUGGUGCUGGUGAUAGUGGUGCCACGCCAUCCUUCGCCGAGCACCAUGCUCCCGCACUACGCCGAUGCCGAUGUGGCCCUCAUGCAAGAGCCGUCCCUGCUGCCACCGCCUCCUCCUCCGCCUCCUCCUUCGGCCGGCACCGGCAUUGACGACCGAUCGGCCGGCGCCGUCACAGGCACGGCCCGCCUCCUCCUCCUCGGCAAGCCAGCGCCGAGCCCCCAUAAGGGCCCGCCCACGCGCCGGCGCGCGUGGAAACAACGCACCUUCUCCGACCCGGGGCCCUGGGCGCCGACGCGCGAUGGCGUCAAGGCGGCUGCCGCCAUUGCCGCGGCCGCGGACCGUGCUGGCGCUGGUGAUGGCAGCUUCUCGGACGUCUCCAAUGUGUCGGCCGCUGACUCGGGCAUCUACGUGAGCUCGCCGGCACCGUCCCCACCGGUGGCGCCGUCCCCCUCUUCGCCGGUGCCACUGUUCUACGUAAACCUCGCGCUGGAACCGGAGGAGCCGUGCUCGGAGACAGCGCCUGGCUCACGAUCCGGAGUGCCGGCAGGAUGCUUGAGCGGUGCCUUCUCGGGACCGUCGCCGCUGCCAGCGCUGCCGCUGCCCGCUGCGGGUGUCGGCGGGAGGCGUCGGGCAGCCCACGCGGCCGACAUGGAGAUCCAGCUGGACCCGCUGGCGCUGGCUCCGCCACCAUCGCAGUGGAGGGUGGCCGACUCCGGUCCCGUGGGGCCGCCGCGGUUUUGGCCGGGGCAGCCGGAGCACCUCCUGGGUGGUGACUCUGCCGGCGCUGGCGGAAUCUCAGUGGCUUUCGACAUCCCCGUGGUGAGCGAGUCAUUCCUCAAGCGCACGUGCCACGAGCGCUUCUUCAAGAAGAUCUGCGCCAUCAUCAUCGUCAUUGUUUUCUCUGGCGUCGUUGCCAUGGUAGUGGUGCCGUACAUCAUGGCCAAGAAGUAGAGACCCAGAGACCAUUGGACUCACCACAGAGACCCAUAGACUCACCACACACAGACUUACAUAGAGAACCAAAUACUAACAUAGAGACUCAUAUUUACAUAGAUGCCCAGAGGCUACCAUAGAGAGCCAUAAACUUAGACUAAUAGAUCAAUAUAGAGAACCAUAGAUUUUUACAGUGACCCAUAGAUUUACACUGAUACCAAACACUCACACACACACGCACCAACAGACACAAAGACAAAGAACCACCAUAUAGCAAGUGCUGUUAGCG